Chaetomium fimeti is the source of this 1368-nucleotide messenger RNA. RefSeq lists its product as uncharacterized. Bases 73 to 1212 code for a protein of 379 amino acids. Lineage: Eukaryota; Fungi; Ascomycota; Sordariomycetes; Sordariales; Chaetomiaceae. The record is from RefSeq and is a predicted model, not a curated record. The transcript has a single exon.
UCGCUCGUUCAAUCUCGGUUUCACCUCACAACUCGCGCCUCAUCGCAGCACAUCACAACCCAAACCACCAUCAUGGGCUUCAUUCGCCAAGUCCUAAAUAAAAAACUCAUCAACCGCCGACAGCAACAACCACAACAACAACAUGGCAACCCCGACGAACCACCACCGACCACACUAAUCCCCUUCCCCCCCAACCACGCCCUCGCCGACCUCCCCACCCUCCCCUACCCCCGCCGCCCGCUCACCCCAACCCCAGCCCACCCGCAACAGCCGACCUCCCCCUUCUUCCGCCUGCCCCCCGAGAUCCGCCACCAGAUCUACCAGCUCGUGCUCGCCGGCCGCGAGAUGCACCUCGACAUGCGGUACACGGCGGCCGAGACGUCCACCCCGCACUCCACCGCGGGCGCCUCCCUGCACUCGGCCCGCCGCUGGCACUGGCGCGCCUCCACCUGCCACCGCCACCCGGCCGCCCAGCCCCUCGCCGACCGCUGCGGCUGGGGCGGGCCGCCGCCGACGGCCUGCCACCUCUUCCCGGACACGUCGUGCGGUGUUGGGGCCGAGGUGUUGGGGUUGUUGUGUGCGUGCAGGUUGGCGUAUCGCGAGGUUGUGGAUGUGCUGUAUGCCGGGAAUAGGUUCCAUGUCGGGACCGGGUCGGUCGUGCUGUAUACUCCGCGCUUGCUGCCGGCGGAGAGGACGGGCGCGGUGAGGAGGCUGGUGUACCGCGUGACGGAGGAGAGCGUGUGGGAUUAUGCGGAGGACCAUUUGGGCAUCGAGCCCGGGCUGCCGGCGUAUCGGGUGCUGUUGGGGAGGCUGCCGCGCGCGUUUCCGGCGCUGGUGGGGUUGAUGGUGCUCGUGGAGGGCGCGCUGGAGCGUGGGCAUGUGCAUUGGGGGAGGGGGGAACGGGCGCCGCUGGAUCCGGGGGCGGUGAGGGAGUGUCUGUUGGAGGCGAUGGAUGGGGUUGUGAGGGACUUUGGGGCGCAGCUGGGGGAGUGUGUGCUUGCGAUGGGGCAUGCCGCGUUUGAUCGUGUGAUGGGGGAGGAGAGCGCGAGGGCUGAGAAGGUCGAGGUGAACCAGGGCAUGUGGUUGCAGUUUUGGAGGCCAGUGGGACCAUCUCGAAGGCGUGGGCGGCUGGACGCCGGGUAUUGGGUAAGGCGGGUGACUCCUAAGGAGAUGACUGGUUCCGAACUUGAGUUCAACAGUCUGGUUGUGUGAACGCGCUCUGGACCUUCUCGUAGUGGAUACGCAAGAGCCUACAAAGGAUUGCCUCGAGGGUGGGAAGUGCAAGGAUUCGGCUAUCAGACAAAUUGGUAGGUACAAGCCAACGUAAAGAUAUGCCCUCUCCUAACUAAGAGUCUGACCACGGACAGG